Molecule: messenger RNA, 2760 nt
Organism: Solenopsis invicta (red fire ant)
Lineage: Eukaryota; Metazoa; Arthropoda; Insecta; Hymenoptera; Formicidae
Product: loricrin-like
Biological process (GO): positive regulation of transcription by RNA polymerase II
Cellular component (GO): RNA polymerase II transcription regulator complex
Molecular function (GO): transcription coactivator activity
Source: RefSeq, a predicted model, not a curated record
CCCCUUCCUCGUCGGCAUCUGCCUCCCACGUUCCCCGGGAGUCUCACCUGGCCGGUAGCAUCCUCCUGCACUCCCGACGAGGACUUUCUCCGAAAGACGGCCAACUAUAUAAGCGAGAUGCACGCUGUUUGAAGCACGUUAGACGAAAUCGCACGGGUGCGUCGAGCAGGCCACGUCGAGCCGCUGUGCCCCGAUUGCAUCUGUUUCCUUUUUUUUUUUUCGUAAGUUUAUCCCGCAUAUACGCGACUCGGUAGAGCCUGGGGGAGAAAAGGGGAGAGAGAGAGAGAGAGGCAGCGCUGGUAUACAUACGGAACGCAAAUUCGUGCAUGUGACUCGGCGCCGGGGAACGCCGCAGAGACAUCUCCACAAGAGAGAGAGACUUCGGGGACCAUGAGGCCCGCGAGAAGCUGGGCCCCUCUGGCCGCGCUGGUCGCGACGGCUUUGCUGCUGAGGCCGAUCCACGCUGAUGCGCCUGUCUCGGGCAGUUAUCUACCACCCUCAACCAGUUACGGCACACCUAAUCUAGGAGGUGGUGGCGGCGGCAGCGGCGGCGGCGGCGGUUAUCCGGGCGGUGGCGGAGGAGGAAUAUCAACGAGCUACGGUGCGCCUUCAAGCGGUGGCGGUGGAUUUGGCGGCGGCGGCAGCGGUGGUGGUUACGGAGGUGGUCGACCUUCCUCGACCUAUGGGGCACCUGGUGGCGGCGGUGGCGGCGGCGGCGGCGGCGGUGGAGCACCAUCCGGCAGCUACGGAGCACCACCGUCCUCGAGUUAUGGAGCACCGUCUACGAGCUAUGGGGCACCGUCCAGCGGUGGCGGUGGAGGUUUCGGAGGUGGUGGUGGCUUCGGCGGUGGCGGCGGCGGUGGAGGACUCUCCAGCAGCUAUGGGGCACCACCAUCCUCGAGUUACGGAGCUCCAUCUCGUCCUCCCUCGAGCAGUUACGGGGCACCAUCCGUAGGUCGACCAUCUUCAUCUUAUGGCGCUCCUUCGAGCGGAGGCGGCGGAUUCGGCGGCGGUGGUUUCGGUGGUGGCGGCGGCUUCGGCGGCGGCGGCGGUGGUGGUGGUGGUAAACCCUCCAGCAGCUACGGAGCACCACCGUCCUCGACUUAUGGAGCGCCGAGUGGAGGCAGCAGGCCAUCGUCCACGUAUGGAGCACCUUCCGGCGGUGGCGGCGGUUUCGGCGGCGGCGGUGGUUUCGGUGGUGGCGGCAGCGGCGGCUUCGGCGGCGGGGCACCCUCCAGCAGCUACGGGGCACCACCCUCCUCGAGCUACGGAGCGCCUUCUUCGAGCUAUGGGGCACCGCGCGGCGGCGGUGGGGGCGGAGGCGGAGGUAGACCCUCGUCCAGCUACGGUGCGCCCAGUUCCGGCGGUGGCGGCGGAUUUGGAGGCGGCGGAUUCGGAGGUGGCGGAUUUGGAGGCGGUGGAUACUCCGGUGGUGGUAGUAGUGCAAUAUCUUCAAGUUACAGUGCACCCUCGGGAGGUGGCGGCGGAUAUUCUGGAGGUGGCGGCGGAUACUCUGGCGGCGGCGGUGGCAGCGGUGGAUAUUCGGGUGGUGGUGGCGGCGGUUAUUCCGGCGGCGGUAGUGGCGGAUAUUCUGGCGGCGGUAGUUUUGGAGGUUCCGGCGGUUAUUCCGGAGGCGGUGGUGGCGGUUAUUCUGGCGGUGGUGGUGGCGGUUAUUCCGGCGGUGGUGGUGGCAGCAGACCGUCGUCGACUUACGGUGCUCCCAGCGGCGGUGGCGGCGGACAAAGCUACGCCAGCAAUGGAGGAUACCAAUACUAAUCCAGACAUGUGUUCACCCGGCGAAGACGAUCUUCGUGCUCAAUCACGUCGGCUUCCAGCAGGUUUCCCGGAUUGGACGACGCAAACCGGACCUACCGCGACGUCAAGACUCGUCAGUUCGAUUGAUCGGCUCGAUCGAUUACGCGUUAUUAAGAAACGAACGUCGAUCCGAGAGGCCGACUCUAAUCGAAAGGCGAUGGCCUUGGUGCCCCACAGUUACGAGGAGAUGUCCUGGACACGAUCGCUGAUAACAUUGUGAAUAAAAAUCAGACAGGAUCUGAGACGCUAAGGGCGUUCCGUUGUUAUCAUCGAGUGUGUCCGCAACGAUCGCGCGGAAUAUAUGUUUGAGGUCUUCCACGGGUACGUUUCUAUCCGGCAGCCGACGAGAGAAGCGUGCGAGGACCGUUCGCCGCGUCGUGAAGGUCCGCGACAUUCGUGCUAAAGAUUUAACAACAAGAUGGGUUCUCGGUCGGGAAAAUUGCGAGCAGCGAAGGAAUACUCGUCCUGAUGGCAGGCGCGUUCCCGCGAACGGCCGAAAGAACAAGAAAAGAUGUUGCCCUUUUUUUUCCUUUCUUUAAUAUUAUUAUCACUUUUAUACAUCGGUUUCCAGGAAAGCGUCUGCUUGUUGAACGCGUUACUUCCGUCGGUAUCGAAGAAAAAGAAAAGGAGGAAGAAAAAGAAAAAAAACGAAGAAGAAAAAGAAGAAAGGAAAACGAACGAGAAAACUCGAUUUUCCACAUUCGGAGCCUUGUAACUUAUUUAUUUUGUAAAGACGCUUUUUUUUUGUACUAAUAAUAAAGCCGCUAUACGCUGAUAAGGAAUCUCGUCGACUUGUCAAUUUUCUGUUAAUCCCGCAUUUUGUCGCACUAGAAGAAGAAGAAAUUGCCGUCCUUAAGGAAUCUCCCGCACUUAUAUACAUCAUCUGAUCAUUUCAAUCAUGGAACCAUAUAUUUCUUUGUGUAUAAACUGAAAACUUGAAUUUUA